AUGCCUUCUACCGCGUCCGCGGCCACCAUCCCAGCCCUCCUACCGCCCGUAGUCGCCUCUCUCAAGCGCAAAAUCCCCCCAGACGAUGUCGCGGACAGCCACCGUCCCACCAAGAUCAGGAUUACCCUGCGGCUGCCCCCCAGGACCCCUAUCCCAAAGAGACCCCGGCCGAUCGUCCCCGCCCAGUUCUACUCACAGCUCUCCCAGCACCCACUGGCGAGCUCGGAUGAGGAUAGCUCGAGCUCUGGCAACACAGAUUCCUCCCUAGUUGCCGACGACACUCCGAUCGCCAUCCCUUGCGCGCGCUCUGGACCCACCUUUUGCCUUAGCCGACCCUUUUACGAUACGUGUGAACCCCCGCCGGAUUCAGAGGAUGAGGACGAGGAUUUUCACAAUUCGAUGCUCCGACCAGAGCUAGAAGAGGACGAGGACCUUCAGCCCAAGGAAGAGGACUAUUUCGACAUCAAGGAGGAGGAGAUUGCAGACUUUGUCCUCGAUCUCGCUACUCCCGAGUCCCUUAUCGCCGCCCAGCAGCCCGCCGUCGUCGUCGCGGUCAAGGUAGAAGACGGCGUGGACGUCACCUGCCAGCCCAUGACAGCUCGUCCCGAGCUCGAGUGGUCUGCUCUCAAGCUCGACGAGAGCAUGUUCAACCCCCUGGUGGACAUGCUCGCCCGCACCGACAGCCCUGCUGCCUCUGCUGAGAUUGAAGAGACAGGCACCUCGAGUGUGUCUCCAGCGCCUGGUCCUGGUGGGCGUGGCGGCUCGAUCUCAGCCGAGAGCUCGCUAGCGCUUGCCGUCCCUCCCCCGACGCCGUGGAUCAAGACGGAGGAAGAGUCUGCCAUCCUGCUCGAGGACAAGCCCUCGUCGUCGAUCUCACCUCAUGGAGAAGACGUGAUUGAAGACGACCCUUUUCCUAUUGUCGACGAUCACUUUGCGCCUGUGCAGAGUCCAAUGGAUACCUUGCCCGUCCACCAGCCACCCUGGGAACACGGGUGGGCAGCGUCGUCUUCUAUCGGUGGCGGCCCUGAGAGUGUGACGACCGACGAGGUCGAUCUCUUUGAUUCGGAUCCGCCACAACGCGAUGGCAUCCAAGCCAGCACCUCUGCCCCGCAUUUCACCCCUCUCUCUCAGCCACAGCCCCGCGCGCGAAGACCGCUGCGUCUGUCGGUCAGUGGCCUCCAUCCGUUCCACGAUGGGAUCCGUGGCCAUCAAUUGUCCGGGUCUUCUGCUGCUAUGCGAGCCGGUCAUGCUCGUCGGCAUUCACAUGCGGCAGGUAUCACGACUUCGAACCACCGACGCAUGUCCAUCAUUUCGAACGCGUUCUCGGAUUGGGCGAGUGGAACCCCGGAAGAUUCCGAGGCGCCGCUCACCACACCGUCUCACACGGCCUGGCGACACUACCAGUGGCCUGGUGCGAAUGGGUCUAGUUCGACACUGGCUCAUGAGCGAAUUGAAGAAAAGAGUGUGGUGGAUGAAGAUGGAAGCCCGAUGGAGGAAGAACCCAAGGCUGACUUGCAACGACAGUCCCCACCUCACCAAGCUCAGAAGCAGCAGCACCAGUCUUCGUCCGCACCGCCCAAGGUCGAUAGUCCAUUGUCCCUAAAGGACGAGCUCGAUCAAUUGCUCACCUCUACCACGUUUAACCAAGUCACGAUCAGGGCUUUGCCUGCUGGCCAUCGCAUGUCGACCCUGGUCCUUCUCGGUAUGUUUGCCACGGUUCAAUUGAAAUUUGCCACUCUUCUGACUAUUACUAUAGGCAUUCCUGUCUUCCAGUAUAGCGUCGAAUAUCCGCCGAUCGAGUUGAUUCGACGGAUGGAUACCGACUUUAUCAACAUCUCUUCCCUCAUCAUUUAUGGUCGAUUU
Acaulospora colombiana is the source of this 1863-nucleotide messenger RNA. The record is from the annotation of a GenBank genome assembly. NCBI's taxonomy places the organism in Eukaryota, Fungi, Glomeromycota, Glomeromycetes, Diversisporales, Acaulosporaceae.